GUGAUUGAAUGGAUUUGGUGGUCAACUAUUGUUGGUUGUUAUGAUCAGGAGACCAAGAAUUAUUAUCAUGUAGAAGCACUUCUGUUAGUUUUGCAUUACCAAAGACGAUAAUUCAGAUGAUAUGUCUGAACUACAAGCGAUCUUAGAGUUUCUGGUUGAAUUCCAUAAAUUUUACAAUGUGGAUCUGUUUCAGAGAGGAUAUUACCAAAUUAGGACAACUUUAAAAACAUCAGCAAGAGUUCCUGCUAAGAUUGAAGUAACUCUGCCUAAAGCUACAGGUGAAACAUUAGUGCUGCCCUCUUGUGUCAGUAGUGGAUCAGCGAUCAGCAAAACUUUUCAAAUCUUGUAUCGUAAUGAAGAUGUUACCAUAAAUGAUUUGAUAUCUUUUAGACUUCACACUAUUAUAGACAGCAGUAAGAUAGAAGAAUGUCUAGAGAAAUUAGAUUUACAACUGGUUCUAGAAUUAUGGUUUUCAGAAGAAGAUGCAGGGCCUGGUGCCUUACAGGACAAAAUGGAGUCUGUUACAUCCAGGACCUUGUCACUUCACUUCAGUCCAACUAAAGGCAUACAUCAUCAUGUUCCAGUUUUGUUUGAUUAUUUUCAUUUAUGUGCCUUAGAUACAACUGUACAUGGCACACUUAUAGGUCUACACCAACCUGCAAUUACCUUACCAAGACCACCAAAAUCAGCAUGGACUAAGAAUGGACCCGGAGAGAACAGUAUAGAAAUGGUCUACUUUGGGUCAGCAGCACAGUAUGGGGAUUAUUCAAGAAAUGAUACAGUUAGAUUACAUACAGCUUUCAACGUUCACAGGAAGCUUUGUACUGUUUUAUUAUCCGCUUAUGAAAGUUUGCAGACAACAUUUGAAUUGUACCUCAAGACAAUGAGAAAUUCCAUCUUUAAACUUGAACACAUGAAUUGUCAUCGACGUCUUGAGAUUAUAAUGGAUAGUAUACAGUGUUUUGACAACGAAGAAGACCUGAUUAACAAGGCCACAACAGAUGUAACACAGCUUUGUGCAGAGAAUGUCAACUUGUGGUUCCAGUUUGUAGAAGUGGUAGCUUUAGACAGAAGUGUUCUACAUCUACUGACUCAGGAACAUCAUACUUCUAGGGCAAAAAGAUUUGCAGAAGGGUUUUUUACACAUGAUUACCCAAAACCAGAAUGUCUUUCUUGUUAUGAACCAAGUUUCCAUGGACAUGCUGAGUUGUGUAACAUUGUACGGAGCUCAGGAUAUUUCCAAAACCUGCCGUCGUUACAAGUAGAGAUCUGUGAUAUUGAUGGAGAUUACACCACACUACCUAUUAUCUUUGAAGAUGUUUAUUGUGAUCACAUUCCUAUGUCAAAUGAAAAAUUUCGAAUCAAAACUCAGGGAUCACAGAAAGAAAAAACAGAAAAGCUAAAAGCAGGUAGAUCUAAUUCAAAUGCUUCAAUCAGUUCUAAUACAAGUAAACAGAAAAAGAAAUUUAUAAAGAAUAUCCGACCAGAUACUUUCAAACGUCCAUCUUCUUAUUCCUGCUCUGAAGCUGAAGCAAUUGCUGCCAAGGAUCCUGUAAAGGAUUGUAUGCUAGUUGGAUACAGAAAACUUGACCAAACAACGACGGUGACAGCCACUGACACUAGAUCCUCUUCCAGACAGUCAAUAGUUCUGGGAACAUUUAGUCCUGCCCCAAACAGGGGUGAAGCUGCAGAUGACAAUGAACAUCCUCCCUUAUCAAAUGCAGCAUCCAUGCCGUCCCUCUUCAUUCGGUCAAGCUGGAGUAGAACCAGCAUUACAUCCUUACCUGAAUAUGCGGGGAGUUCUGAGUCACCCCACACUCACCGUAGGUCAGUCAAGUCAGCAUUAAUGAAAAACAAGCACAUUCAUUCAGAUUCAGAAGUGUGUGUUAGGAAAAAAGUUUUUGCUGAUGAAUCAGCUUUGUCUAAAGAAGAUUCACUUGGGGAGAGUGAAUCUGUAGGUGGUACGAGUGAAUUAACACAAGGUGAUGACAAGGUCAGUGAACGUGAUAUUAACUGUGAUAUAAAUAGUGCUACAGGAGAAAUCUGUAACGAAAAUGUUUCUUUGUCCAAAAUUGAUGAACAGUCUUCAUGUAGUAAAUUAGCUAAUGAUAUUACACAGGCCUUAAGAAAGAAAGAGGAUUGGUAUGUAAAAUCAGAUGUGGAUGAAAAUGAUGACCAAAGCGAUGAUGGAACAUGUGUGGCUAAUGGAUAUGAUGACAUUUUAGAAAACUAUAAUAAAGAGGACCAAACAGAGACUAAAAAGCCUGUCAAUAGUACUGUUCAUAAACUAAGCAAAGGAUCAGACCAUACUAAUGGGUCUACACCUAGUCUUUCCAAAGACAGUGGCAUUAUUACUCAAGAUUCAGAUGAAUCAGAGCAUGAACAGGAAGAAAAAAUGACUGUCGCCGAAUUCUUACGUGACGAAUACCUCAGAUUAAGAAAUUCAUCUGAAUCUAAACAGGUGUCAACAGACAAUACAAACAUGACAAAGCCUGAUAGUUCUUCAGAAGAAGCAGCUAGUAUAGCACAUCAUAGGGCAUCAAGUGAUUCUAAUAUUAUUAAAAGUUUGGAAAGUUCAACAACAUCCAUUCAGAAUUCAUCAUCAGAGUCCAAAGGUUUUCAUCCAUCGAAAUCUUAUCCAGAACUUUUAUCACAUAUACAAAAUGAAAGUCCUAAACUUGUUUCCCAGAUUGGUCAUGCAACAUUAAGCUUUGUAGAGGCAAGAGAGAAUCUGAAAAAACAAAUGAAAUUUGAUGGGCAGCUUUAUAGUGAAUUCCAGACCCUAGCAUCAACUAUCCCAUAUUUUAUGAUGCCACCUGAUGGCGUUGAUGACAGUGAAGGUCAUCAUUUGAUUGUAUGUGUUCAUGGAUUAGAUGGUAAUAGUGCUGAUUUAAGAUUAGUGAGAACAUACAUAGAGAUGGGACUAACAGGGUAUAAACUGGAAUUUCUUAUGUCAGAAAGAAACCAGGACACAUUUGCAGACUUUGAUGUAAUGACUGAAAGAUUAGCCAAUGAAAUUAUAGCUUACAUCGAUAUGUAUGGAUUAAAUGUUACAAAACUAAGUUUUAUUGGUCAUUCCCUGGGUAAUCUCAUCAUCAGAUCUGUAGUGUCUAGAUCUAAGCUGAAACAUCUAGUGCCAAAGUUGUACACAUUCUUAUCUCUGUCUGGACCUCAUCUAGGUACAUUGUACAACAGUAGUGGACUAGUUAAUAUGGGAAUGUGGUUUAUGCAGAAGUGGAAAAAAUCUGGUUCCCUGUUACAGUUAUCACUGAAGGACAAUGUUGAUCCCAGACAAUCUUUUCUGUACAAACUAAGUCAGAAACCAGGUUUGGAAUUGUUUCGACAUGUGUUACUGGUGGGAUCAUCACAAGAUAGAUAUGUUCCAUACCAUUCCUCCAGAAUAGAAAUGUGUAAAGCUGCACAAAGAGAGAGUUCUGGAAUGGGUGCUAUAUACAGUGAGAUGGUUGCUAAUAUACUGACUCCAGUUGUUAAUAACAUAAACUGUAAACUGGUACGAUAUGAUGUCUUUCAUGCUUUGACCAGCACAGCAAACACAAUUAUAGGCAGAGCAGCACAUAUAGCAGUGCUGGAUUCAGAAUUGUUUAUAGAAAAGUUUAUGAUUACAGUUGGUUUGCAGUACUUUCGAUAGCUAGUUUGUAUGCACGUUGGAGGUACAAUCUGGAUAUCUCAAGCAUAUAAGUAUAAAAACUGUACUAAUCUUAAGUACAAUAUGUAGGUCACAUCUUAUACUUUUGAAGUAUAUCUGUUGUACACUAAAACAUUUGUAAUAGUCCGGAAAUAAAACUUGUGUAAAUGUGGUCAGUUUCCUAAAGAUCUCACAGAUACACUUUGUCAUUUUCACUGGUUGUACUCUUUUUUUUUAAAGAGCAAAUAUUGUUGUGGUAUUAUGAUAUUGUGUUAGUAUCAAAUGUCUGUCAAAAAGUUAGUGAUUAAAUGUGUUCAAGGAAAAUGUUCUCUUUAAAUUUGAGAACUGUGAUUUUUUGCAACAAAGAUAUUUUGGAAAGAUGACUAUUAUGUUUCUCUUAUAAUUCUCAAACAAUUUUAGAAAGUCUUAAUUGUAUUCUUAUGAGGACCAUGUCUUUAUAUUCAGAUAUAUAGGCUGUUGAUUCUUUCUUUAAAAAAAACUUACUAUUUAAUUCGGGUUGUCCUGAAUAUGCAUAAAAUAUUUGCAACUGGACCUUAAUCAAACAUAAACCAUUUAUAAUUUAGUUUGGGUGUCUCAUAUGCUAGCUGUUAAAAUAUUUGACAGGUCAAAAUGGUUAACAAAUAGAAAGGGAAACAAUGAUGAUACAAACCUCAUUUAAGCAUCUAGUGGAUUUAAUGGAUAAGUAUUUUUCUCUGAAUUAGCCAUAAGGCUUCAAGGGUUUAAUUGGGAAUUUGUUUCAACAAAGUAGCCACAUGCCGUUCUAUUUGAAGAUCUUAUUUAUAAAAAAGCAUCGGAUGACAACCCUGAGUAGUAUAUAACCCAGAACGUGCUCCCAACAUAUGUCUAUUUAAAGUAAAGAUUUGUUGCAUAAGGCAUUGUCCACAUUACUUAGAGGGAAAUUAAAUCCUUGAAGCUUUAAGGCUUAUUCAGAGAAUAAUCCUCAUCCAUCACAUCACCUGGAUGCUUGGAUGAGGUUUGUAUUCUCUAUCAUAUAGCCUCCAAGCCAUCCCUUGUUUAAUUGGGAAUUAAUAAAGCCCAAAAAAUCAUAUAAAAAAGGACUUGAAUAAAACAUAAUACCAUCAAUAACCUUUCAUUAAGGUAAUCCAAAAUUAAAAAAUUAUAAUAUCCCACAAAGAAAACAAUAAAUGUAUUCUGUUAUAUCAAAACAGUCAAUAGUCUCUGUAUUCCAUCCAACGGAAUCCUCGCGUCAAUGUUACUCCGUUCACUGUAUUCCAUCCAACGGAAUCCUCGCAUCAAUGUUACUCUGUUCACUGCAAAUAAAAAUUAUCAAUCAAUGGUUCAUAAAACAUCAUUAGAAAAUGAACACUGGCUAUCUCUUUUAUCCUUUCCCCAACAUCAUUUGGGAACAAGUGUUCCUCUAUCAGAUUCAAGACUGAACACGGCUUUUGGAAUUUUUUCGAUAUGUAGGGUCUAAUGAAAUAUCUCCUCUAUAUAUUAAUCUCAAAGAAGGCAUUACUAGCCAGUUCAAUGCUUUGCGUUAUGAGCUUCUUUUAAACUUUGAAAGGUCUAUCUGAUUACCCCUAAGAAUUUCAGCUAUCUGAAUCAUUGGCACAAUACUUAACAACCCCAAGAUUUUCUGAGUUUCCUGUAAACUGCAGUCUCUUUGGCUGUAUGUUCCUAUAAAGACAAUUCCAUAUUUUAGUGUUAAUAGUUGCAGGAACUAAGGACUUACAGUUACUUGGGAUCUGCUUAUCCUAAAGAAAUUUACUAAUGUUUGUGAUUCCAGAUACAUGCAUUGUUUACAAACUCUGCCAAACUUUCCAUUUCAGGGUCUGAAAAUUUUGUCUACUCCUCAAAAUCUUUGGUAGUUCAAUUCCGGCUGAAUCGGUUUUACUUAUCUGAUUUUCAUUGGGAUCAGCACUAGAAAAGACAUUAUUCAUACCACAUGCAUAUCCCUCACUAGACUUGAGAUGCUCUUUGUCAUCUUGACCUUGCAUACUUUCAAUUUCCUGCCUACUUGCAGAUUGGCUAAUGGAUAGAAUUUGACUUGCACAAGCAUUUGGACAUUACUGAAUGAUUAAAAAAUUAAUAGAUUUAAUUUUAAGAGGAGCACUUACUUUUUUUCCUUUUUAACGGUGCGUUUCCCUUGGUAUUUUUUCCAGGACCUUUUCCCGGUCCCUUUGCGACAAUUUCCAUCUAUUUUGUAACAUCAUGAGCAUGUCGUGCAAUCUUUUGACCCUUUUUUUUGUCACAGUAUUGGGCUCUACUAAACCAGAAACACUGGCACUUUCAACGGGCUCAAAGACAGAAACUUUCUUCCUGCUGGUCUGUAUCAUUGAGCACUGUCAGAUCUAUAUCAUUAGAUUCCACUGAACUAAUUUUGCUUGAACUUCGUCUGGUGAAGCAACACCUGUGAAUUUGUUUCGGUAGAGUCCCUGAAGUGGAUACCUUGGUAUGCGGGGUUGUCAAAUCAUGCAAAUGAAUGCAACACUUGAAUAAUAAUCAAAAUUGACAACAACACUUCAAAUGGUCAGCAAUUUUAUUUACUAUGGUCUACAUGUUUCGCCUGCCAGGCAGGCGUCAUCAGGACAAUUUAUAUAAGAAUUAAUGUGUAUGAAGUACCCUAAAGUGGUACAUCUAAAGUGACGUAACAGUUAAAAAUGGUAGGUAUUAGUAAUGUAUACAUGUAAAAAUAGAAUGAUUAAAAAUAAAAUUGAAAACGAAAGUGUUAUAGUUAUAAAUAGAUUAUUAUAGAGUUCUAUGUAAUAAUAUAAGCACAUGGUGGUAUUACUGUUGCUUAAGUCAAUGAUACUUUCUUCCUUUGUUUAGUCUAUUAUUGAAGUAUUGUUCAUAUUGGUAGUCUUCUGUAGAUAGCUGUAGUUAUUCAUGGUGUAUUGAUCCCAGCUUUCAUAGUGAUGGUAUGUAUCCCUGUUGAGGUUGUUCUUUUCUGUUAAAUAUCCAUACCUGUUGAUUCUAUAUUUAUUCCAAUCAAUUUGUUGGGCCUUGAUUUUGAGACUUAAUGGUACUCUUUGAGUCAGAUAAGUAAAGAUCAUGUUCUAAAAUGAUUGUUCUAGUGGUUUGCUUUUCUGGGUAUGUUACGGUAGGUUUUCCUGGAAUGACUCUGAAGGUUGGUUUCUUUGUUAAAAUCCCAUUUCCGUGCUUCAAAGGGUGGCACCCAUUUUUCAAUUUGGGUGGCUAUCUCUUUCGGGGUUCCUGAUGUUUGAGUAAAAUUUUCUUCAUCGGUUCCUUCAUGUUUUCUGCGAAUAUGUUUCUUAAUAUUGUAUUUCCUGGUGAAAUUAGCAUCACACAAGUAGCAUGUGAAAGUUUUGGCCGUGUCUUCAUGAUAAUUACGGUUGUGCCUUUUUAGAGUUACAAUGUUGGCUAGUUUCUUGUUGCAUUUAGUGCAAUUAAUCCCGUUUGUAGUGACAUUGUUCUUUUUCCUUGGCGUGGUUUUCGUUUUAGCCAUUUCAGUGUCUUUUGUUUAGUCCCCAGGGUUCUGCUGUAGAUAGUUUAUUUAUACAGGCUUCUUCUGUUCGUAGGCGUAUGUUUACAUCGGUUGCUGUCUUAAUGAUGCCUGUUAUUGUUACGUCGUGUCUAUUGUGAAGAGGUGACAUGAAGUGUAUUGAUACUGGUUUAUAUUUGUUUCCUGUGUUGAUAUCUUGAAAAUGUCCCCUAAAUCUUUCUUUCCGUGUGUUUCCUGUUUGCCCUACAUAUUGUAAUUGGCAUAUUCUUCAUUCAAUCAUGUAUACUACAUUGUUUGGAGUAACAUGCUAUAUUGUCUCUAAUCUUUAAUUGAUAGUUGUUAGCAUGACUUUUCACCGUUUCUGUUCUUACCAUGCUGUUUGCAAAGGUAGCAGUUUUCUCCGCAAGGCAUGCUACCCAUUUUCCCGUAAUUUGGUUUUAUGUCGCUCUUUAAGCUAAUUUUGCUUUAGUUGCAAGAAUUUUCAUCCAUAGUGAAAUUGACAAUAAACUAUAAAAUUCAACGUACACAUUGUCUUUUGAACAAAGAGCAUGUGGCAGUAGUGCACUCUGGGUUAUAUACUCCCUGGGGUUGUCACCUGGAUGUUUUUAUUUAAAUUUGCUCUCUAAAUAGAAAGGCACGUGGCUACUUUGUUGACACAAAUUCCUAAUUAAACACGAGAUAGCCUGGAGGCCAUAUGAUAGAGAAUAACAUUUUAGUGAUGCAUUAUGCUGUUAUAAUCAUAGCUUACAUAUUAUGAUUUAAAAUUGAAUAUUAUAUGGUUAUGACUUCUGUAUGAAGCAUAGUUCAUAAUUCUUUGUUAAGUUGAUUUAUGAUUGUAUGGUAAAAAGCUAUAUAUUUUCUUACAAAAUAUUUAAUAAUUUUCUGAAAGGAGUAAUUUUGGUGUCUCAUCAUGUUUAAAGGUCUUUAUAGAUUUAAAGAUAUUCAAUAGACAAUAUAAACUAUAGAAAACUUGUACAUUUUAUAGAUACAAGUUACAAAAGAAACUGAAGUUAAUCUUUGUUUGAUAAGAACAGAGAAACAUGAAUCUUAUGAUAUUUUUGUAUUAAUGUAUGGUUCUCUCCGGGCACUCUGGCUUCAUCCAUAUUAUUGACCACCACGAAAUAGCACAAUAGUGACGUUAAACACCAAUCAAUCAAUCAUGUAUUUAUGUAAAAUACAGUCAUACUACAUCAGAAAAAAGCACAAUAGUGACCUUAAACACCAAUCAAUCAAUCAUGUAUUUAUGUAAAAUACAGUCAUACUACAUCAGAAAAAAGCACAAUAGUGACCUUAAACACCAAUCAAUCAAUCAUGUAUUUAUGUAAAAUACAGUCAUACUACAUCAGAAAAAAGCACAAUAGUGACCUUAAACACCAAUCAAUCAAUCAUGUAUUUAUGUAAAAUACAGUCAUACUACAUCAGAAAAAACACAUUGUAUGCAAUAACUAAAACAAAUUUAUAUUGAAUCAGAUAAAUUUUACACUACUGUCAAUGUAAUAAAUUAGAUCUUAUGAUUUGAUACAUGUCCAAUUAUGAUAACCCUUCAGAUCUUAUUAUUUCUUUAGAGAUUGUUGUUUUUGUUUUUGUUUUACUUUUAUUUGUGUAACAAUACAUCAGAUAAAAUUACUAAUAUUGUUUUAGUCAAUUUAAAUUUUAUGAUGACUUAUUAUGAGUAUGUCUGGUUGUCUUUAAAUAAAAUAUAGUUAUGAUUUGUUCAGGAUUAAAACAAAUUAUGGGCAUUAACAUACAGACAGGUUUACUAUAUAGCUCUAAAACUUAGUUGUGUUUAUAAACCUUAUUUUUGAUUGAUGGUUUAUUUGAUGUUGUAAUCACAGUAUGUUCCAUGGUAUGAAAUCAUUUUAUCUGUAGUGUUAGUUCCAAAGAAAAGGUUGCUUAUCACUUUUGUCAUUUUUUAAAUCUGUUAAAAUACCUCUGACAUUUGGUAACAUUUGGUUAUAUGAUUAUACAUAUAUAGUUAUAUGUAAUAGAAUAAGACAUCAGAGUUUGUAGUCUGUCUUUAAUUAGGUAUUAUACUUUCAUGUAUGGAUACUGUACAUAUCAAAUUUUAUCUUCUCAAUUUAUAUUUUUAAGAUUAUAAAUUUUUCAUUAUGUAUGCUCUUUAUAAUCUAUGUACUUUAUUUUUUGAAAGGGCUGUGGAUACACAUUUAUUCAUGUCAACUAAUUCACCAUUUUCUGAAUCUCACGAAAAUAUUAAAAAGAAAAUACAUGAGACAUUUGUGAUUGGUUAUAAAUGUCCGAAACAAUAGUAUCUAAACAGUGGCAUAGUGGUGUUGUACAUCGAAAAUCUUCAAAAAAAAAAAGCAAUCAUAUGACUGAGAAAUGUAUGUGCCAGAAGAUCUCCAUACAAAUUUGUAUAUUUUGAAUAUAAAUGAAUACAUAGAAGGCUUCCAUUGCUUAAUUGAUAUUCACAAGUGGUUGUUUGUUACAAUAUGGUAAUUAUUGGUUAUAACCUUUUUUUUUCUAUUUUCUUUUUGCUUCAUUUGACCAAAAAUAUUUUACAUUUAUAGUCAUUUGGUUAUCUCUUGUAUAAAAGUAUGUUAGAUUAUCUAGUUAAGCAUUGUACAUAAUGUAUAUUUUGACAGUAGUCUUUCAAGAACUGUGAUAGAUUUAGUUUGAUAAGUCUUUAUGUGAAUUAGUCUGUGUUACUUAACUGAAUCGACGUGUAAAUAAUCAUGAAUCUUUGAAUCAUAAAAAAAAAAUGAAAAUUAUGUUUUCUGAAAACAUUAGUAUGAUAAGGUAUGAUGAUUUAUUAGGGUAACCAUGGUAACUGGUAAACACAAGUUAAUUGGCAAAUAUUCAUACAGGUAAUUUGGUUCAAUUGUAUAACUUUGAGAAAAUAAAAUUUUGGGCAUACAAUAUAUCUCAAAAGUAGCAAGAGGCACAAAAGGACUGCUGCCAAGUCUUCAAAAGUGAUUGUUUUUUCUUGACAUUCCAGUUAUCAACAGAAAAUGAUGGUAAACCCUAUCUUUAAACCAGUUACCAAAGAUACUCUAAAUCCAAACUAAUUGUUUGGACAGAAUGUUGAAAUAUCAAACCAAGAACCCAAUAAAUACAUUAAUUAGUUUAAAUCUGGAAAGUGAAAUCAUAAGCUUUAGUAAGAACUCCUGAAAGAUCCCAGGCUUAUGAUUUGGUUUGCCAGAUAUGCUUAAAUUGAUAUACUGGAUCCAGCAAUGUCAUAUAAACUAUUCAAAGAAUAAAAAGCUAUUGAAAUUGAAAUGUAACAAGGUAAAAAAAUUAAGUACAAAAAAAUAAAAUGAAAGUAUUACGGGAAAUAUUUGUUUUGUAUGUUUUUAAUGCAACUGCAACUAUUUUUUUUACACAGUGGGAUGCCAUUGUCCAGCUGCAGACAAUAUUUGAAAGUGUUUCCACUGUUUAUGGAUAAUUCUGUGUUAAUGUAUAUAUAGAAAUAUUAUGUUAGGAGAGUAGAUAGGUAUAUAGAUACAUAUUAUACUACAAUAUCAGAAUGGUAUUGUGUAUUAUUUUGUGCAAUAAGAAAAUAAUAUUUAUACAUUUAAAAGCAAUUUCAGAAAAGAUGCAAUGUAGGUUUCGGUCAUAAUAUAUAUUUUUGUUGUACACCAGUAAAUAGUAGAAAGUAAUCAAGACAUUAUUUUGGAUUAGGAAAAUACAAAAGGUAUUUUUUUAUUAGAACAGGAUAUAUAUAUGUAUACAUUGGCAUAAUUGAAGACGUUGAUGGUACAGUGGGUUUAGCAAGGCGUAUCUCCAGUAAAUACAAUCUACCCCAAUAUCAUAGACAUACCCCACUCUAAAAAAUACAAUCUACCCCAAUAUCAUACCCCACUCUAAAAAACUCUAUUGCAAUCACCUUGUCUGUUCAUUUGUCCAACAAAAAUAUUUUGUCGCAUUUCUCUCAGAAAGUAUUGAACAGAAUGACUUAAUAUUUGGUCAUCAGAUUAACACUGAUGAGUUUUAAUGUAUGUUCACUUUUCAGAACUGUCAGACACCUUCUUCCUGUUUUCCUAUACUUUGAAUUACAUUUAGGGUAUGCUUAGCACGUCAACACAUGCAUUCUUAUUUUAUUUAAAGUUACUUUUUCCUGUAAAUUCAUUAAUGAAAAAAUUCAGAGAAAUGUUUGGCCUUGUGUAUUGAUUUCUUGUAAUGGGCUAGUAUAAAAGAAUGGGGAUCUGAUUCUUUUACAUAAUUUGUGUUAGCAUAAUAUAAAAAUAAUACAAAUGUUUUCCUCCUGUAAAUCCAGGUUUGAAAUAAACUUCAUAUUUGAGGACAAACUGAAUAGUUUGCCAUUUAGUGUUUGUUCCUUUUUUAUACCCCGGCCGUAAGCAAUGGGGGCAUAAAGUGUUACCCUUGAGCGUCCACCUGUCCGUCCCAUUUUCACUCUUUCUCAUCAAAAUUUUAUGAAAUGCAUACACAAUGCUAAAAACCAGUGUUUAGAUAUGGGCAGUAAGUCACUUACAGUUCUAGAGUUAUGCCCCUUUAUAACUAGGAAAAUUGCAAAUUUUUUCGUUUCCACACUCAAGUUUUACUCUUCCAAAUUUUAUGAAACUCAUAUACAAUGCUAAGAAUCAAUGAAAACCCACACAGAAUUUCGGAAUUAGGCAAUAAGUCGCUUACUGUUCUAGAGUUGAGCCCCUUUUAUAACUUGGAAAAUUGCAAUUUUUUUUCAUUUCAGCACUCUAACUUAAGUUUGCCUCAUCCAAAUUUUUCUGAAACACAUACACAAUACUAAGUACCACAACACACAGACAGAGUUUAAAUUUGGGCAGUGAGUCAUUUACUGUUCUAGAGGUAUGCUCCUUUUUUACUUGAAAAAUUGCAAAGCUUGAGUUGGGGCAUUCAUAUAAAUUAUUAUUCAUAAAUUAUUAUGAAGAAACAGUAGCACUAGCACCUAUAUUUGGGUCAAAAUUUUAUGUUAAAUAUUUAAAAAACAUUGUCUUGUAAAAAUCUGAAUCUCCUAAAAUAUCAUAAUGAUACUAGAAGAAAUUUAUAAUGAUAGAUUUUACUUAUCAGCAGUUGUUCUUGUCUCCUGAAAUUAUAGGAGGGAAUAUGCAACAGCUCAGAUUUUUAAAAAUUUUACCAAAGUACACAAAGAUCUGUUCGUUCUGACAUAAAUUAAGUAUUCACGUAACUGUGUUAAAGGAAUUUUCUGUCUAUUGUUUCUACUUUGUUUAAAUAUAGGAGUAUACAAAUGUGGAAAUUGAAUAUGUCCUACAUGUAUAUUGACUAUUGCAGAAUUCCUUUCAUCUGUAAUUGAUUUCUCUUUGAUAUUAAAAAAGUGCUAAUAAACUAUUUUAGUGUCAUUUGUCUACCACUAAAAUAUGACUUAUACUAUACAUGUACCGGUUUAGAACUUUUCUUAAUUUUAUUUAUACCAAUGGUGAAUGUUAAAUAAGUAAGUAAAACGAGGGAGAAAUUGUACUUACAAUUAUUGUUACUAUUUAUCGAUAUCUUAUAUUGGAAGGGAUUUGUUAGGUUGUUAGGUUUCUGUAUAUAUAAAUGUAUAGUUAUUUCUCUUCAAAUUUUAGAUUUUGUAGAUCUAUGUAAAUAAAAUACAGUAUGAAAUACGGAA
Messenger RNA from Mytilus californianus (California mussel), 12654 nucleotides. Its product is annotated as protein FAM135A-like. The record is from RefSeq and is a predicted model, not a curated record. The coding region runs from base 122 to 3649 and encodes 1175 amino acids. The transcript is spliced from 21 exons. NCBI's taxonomy places the organism in Eukaryota, Metazoa, Mollusca, Bivalvia, Mytilida, Mytilidae.